Trichophyton benhamiae CBS 112371 is the source of this 1191-nucleotide messenger RNA. RefSeq names its product TRAPP complex subunit Bet5 (predicted) (gene bet5). Bases 1 to 1191 code for a protein of 396 amino acids. Gene Ontology annotation, biological process: endoplasmic reticulum to Golgi vesicle-mediated transport. Lineage: Eukaryota; Fungi; Ascomycota; Eurotiomycetes; Onygenales; Arthrodermataceae. Gene Ontology annotation, cellular component: TRAPP complex. The transcript has 6 exons. The record is from RefSeq and is a predicted model, not a curated record.
AUGUGGGGUAUGGCGGUCGACCGGGCUAUCCAGGUAUUUAGUAUAGCUUCAUGGUGUCCCACCACAGUCGAGGGAGAAAUCGAGACGGUAGACAAGGUCAAGAGUGUUGUAGACGUCUGCAGAGGCUCAGCCAGUCGUCGACGUCCAGAUAGCCCUGGCAAAUACUCUAAAUUAAAAACACUGGGCCGCGUAAGGGAGAUAACAACGGCUGAAGAGAGCGUGGUUGUUGGGCUGUCUGCUAAGUAUCUAGCUACAUCCUCGACAGGCGAAGAAAAGGCGUCUUGGGAGAUUACAAAGGAACGUCACGUGAACGGGCGUCUUUUCUUCCCCCUUGAACUACCCAGAAGAGGACAAGCAAGCAAAGACGCGGGCGAGACAGCGCUGGCCCUCCCCACGAUGGUCGUCUACUCGUUCUUCAUCUUCGACCGGCAUGGCACAGCUGCCGGGGGAGCGAGCAAGGACCUACAUCCAUCGGACGGAGCGCUUUCGAACGGCCUGAUGAAAGACUCUCACAAGUCGGGCUCGACGGACACUCGACUAGUGUUUGGGGCUGUCUUCUCGCUGCGAAACAUGGUACGGAAGCUCGGUGGUGAGGACGAUAAGGCUAAGGUAGCUGUGGGUGAUGACGAGGAGCUGACGUGGUUUGAGCGAAAAAGCUUCGUGUGUUACCGGACGGGCCAGUAUAAGCUACACUACUACGAGACACCAACGAACCUGAAGUUUGUGAUGAUGACCGACACGAAGGCAAACAAUAUGCGCCUCGCCUUGCACCAGAUAUAUGUCAACCUGUACGUGGAAUACGUGGUGAAGAACCCCCUUUCUCCAGUCGAACAUCCUGGUGGCGUUGGAGUGUACAACGAGCUCUUCGAAGAGUCACUUGAGCAAAAUCAAAAGAGCAAACUACCCAGCCACAGCGAUGAAGAGAUUCGAGGGGGGAAGGGCACGAUAGGGAUACCGGACCAUGUAUUCUCCCCUGUACAACAGCAGCAACAAGCAUCGAAACCUAGUCCAGGAAAGCCCCAAAAGCCCACCGGGGCCCAAGCUAUCUUCAGCUCUGGCAAGCCACGCCAAGAACAAUGCGGGUAUAUCCGUGCAAAAUUUCAAGAUCAGAAGCAGGCCAGCGCAUCAAUGAGAAGAAGAGAAGGGAAUCGACUUCCCCUCGACUUGCAAGGGGCUCGGGCUGAUAGCUGA